Paramecium primaurelia is the source of this 447-nucleotide messenger RNA. The record is from the annotation of a GenBank genome assembly. NCBI's taxonomy places the organism in Eukaryota, Ciliophora, Oligohymenophorea, Peniculida, Parameciidae.
AUGAUAUAAUUUUAAUUAGCAUCAGCAAUAUUUUUGAAGGAAUUUUUGAAGAUAGUCGAUUUGUAGAAUUUCAAUAUAGAAAGUAUAGAUGAAAGAAUAGAAUAAUUAAAAAUUCAAAUAUUAUAAAAUCAAUAAUUUAAUGGAUUUUUAAAAGAAGAGUAGAAUUAUAAUCCAUAAACUAAAUGUGAAUAUCCAGAAUUAGAGAAUCAUAUUUAAUAAAAAACUAAAAAACAACAUGGAAACAAAUUUACAAGUAAUGGUAAACAGUAUUUCUAAUGUUCCAAAUGCACUAAGAUAUUUAAUCAUCCUUCAAGUUUAUCAAGACAUAAAAAGAAUCAACAUAAAAAUAUAAAACAUGAUUUGUUCAGAGUAUAAAAACUUUAAACACAAUAAUAAUAAUAAUAAUAAUAAGAUAUUGUUAUUAAUUUUACAGAUCUCCAAAAUUGA